This is a messenger RNA of Heterocephalus glaber (naked mole-rat), 2368 nucleotides long. It is a transcript of the gene Cyp2e1, whose product is annotated as cytochrome P450 family 2 subfamily E member 1. Lineage: Eukaryota; Metazoa; Chordata; Mammalia; Rodentia; Bathyergidae. The record is from RefSeq and is a predicted model, not a curated record. Gene Ontology annotation, cellular component: intracellular membrane-bounded organelle; cytoplasm. Gene Ontology annotation, molecular function: arachidonate epoxygenase activity; heme binding; iron ion binding. Gene Ontology annotation, biological process: epoxygenase P450 pathway; xenobiotic metabolic process.
CCAUGGAUCAUUACCACAAGUUAGUGGUGAAAUCCCAGAGGAGCCAUGGCUGUACUUGGCAUCACUCUUGCCCUGUUGGUGUGGGUGGUCACCCUCCUGCUUAUAUCCAUCUGGAAGCAGAUCUACAGCAGCUGGAACCUACCCCCUGGACCUUUCCCACUUCCCAUUAUUGGGAAUCUUCUCCAGGUGGAUAUCAAGGAUAUUCCCAAAUCCUUCACCAAGCUGGCCAAGCGCUAUGGGCCUGUAUUCACACUGCACCUGGGCUCACGACGUAUAGUUGUCCUACAUGGCUACAAGGCAGUAAAGGAGGUGCUGCUGAACCACAAGAAUGAAUUCUCUGGCCGAGGUGAAAUCCCCGUGUUCCAGGAAUACAAGGACAAAGGAAUUAUUUUCAAUAAUGGACCCACCUGGAAGGAUGUCCGGCGGUUCUCCCUGAGCAUACUCCGAGACUACGGGAUGGGAAAACAGGGCAAUGAGGCACGGAUCCAGAAGGAAGCUGGGUUUUUGCUGCAGGAGCUCAGGAAGACCCAGGGCCAGCCUUUUAACCCCACUUUUCUCAUUGGCUGUGCUCCCUGCAAUGUCAUAGCUGACAUCCUCUUCCACAGUCGUUUUGACUAUAAGGACAAGACAUGUCUGAGGCUCAUGAGAUUAUUCAAUGAGGACUUCUACCUACUCAGUACUCCCUGGUUGCAGUUUUACAAUUAUUUUUCAGACUACCUAUGCUACAUGCCUGGAAGCCACAGAAAAGUAAUGAAAAAUCUGUCUGAAAUAAAAGCUUAUGCAUUAGAAAGAGCUAAAGAACACCUUCAGUCACUGGACCCCAAUUGCCCCCGGGAUGUCACUGACUGCCUGCUUGCAGAAAUGGAGAAGGAAAAUCAGAGUGGGGAGCUUUCUAUGUACACAAUGGAAAACAUUUCUGUGACUUUGGCUGACUUGUUCUUUGCGGGAACAGAGACUACCAGCACCACUUUGAGAUAUGGGCUUCUGAUUCUCAUGAAGUACCCAGAAGUUGAAGAGAAACUUCAUGAAGAAAUUGACAGGGUGAUUGGGCCAACACGCAUACCUGCUGUCAAAGACAGGUUAGAAAUGCCCUACAUGGAUGCUGUAGUACAUGAGAUUCAGCGAUUCAUCAACCUAGUGCCCUCCAACCUGCCCCAUGAAGCAACCCGAGACACCAUGUUCCAAGGAUACCUCAUCCCUAAGGGCACAGUUGUCAUUCCAACUCUGGACUCCGUUUUGUAUGAUGACCAAGAAUUCCCAGAUCCAGAGAAGUUCAAACCAGAGCACUUUCUAAAUGAAAGUGGCAAGUUCAAGUACAGUGACUACUUCAAGGCAUUUUCUGCAGGAAAACGGGUGUGUGUUGGAGAAGGCCUGGCCCGCAUGGAAGUGUUUCUGCUUUUGACUGCCAUUCUACAGCAUUUUAAUCUGAAGUCUCUUGUUGAGCCAAAGGAUAUCGACCUUAAGCCCAUCACAGUUGGCUUUGGCAACAUUCCACCACACUACAAACUCUGCCUCAUUCCCCGAUCAUAAGUGUAAAAAAAAGACACCCUGGAACACACCUGUCCCCUAAGUGCAGCCUGUGAGAGCCUCUCAGGGCCCAGAAAGAUGCUCCCCAGUCUGUGAGGACCAGCAGCUCCACAGGAGUGAAUCACACCAGAGACAGCCUUUCCACAGUCAAUCUUCAAUUGGAAGCAAAAUUCAAAGAUUUGUUGAACUUACUAAACCAGUAUUCAGUUCAAGGCAGUGUUGAAGUCCUGGAAACAAUGGUAGUUAAGAAUCUCCCACUCUGAGUUCAGCUAUGCUCUUCUGAAAAAGUAGAAUUGUCUAGUCACCAUGGUCAGUAUGUACAAGAGACAGAUAAAAAGGAGGCGGGGGGGUACUGUAGAUAAGGCAGGACUUACUAGCCUGGUCAAAAGCCGUUCCAUUCCCAUCUUGCCUUAGGAGGUGAAGUUGUUUCUUGGCCACACUAUGACCAUCAGUCUGUCCUGUAUAUUAUGGUAAAACAUGUAAAACAAAUCAACACAGCCAUCUAUUAUUAUCUCUCAAUAUUAAAAUGUGACAUUGUAUCUGGAAAAAGAAAUUCUAAGUAUACAGAAGCCCUUGAGGGGAAUGAAACAAAAAUUAACAAAACAUAAAAUCUCAGUGGAUAAAUGUUAAUGUAGUGAAAUGGAAGAGAAUUUAAUAACAAGGACCGUAUCCUCCUUGGCUCAUAUGCACCAGCGAGCCCUUGCUGUGCAUACAACUGUGACUCAUUUUCUCCUUUGUCCUAUGGAGAUGAGAACAGCCCCUUCCCACUGCACACACUUACCAAAACACUGUGCAUUCUGUGUAAAUGUUUCUUAAUAAAAUGUGUAAUAUUUCAAAGCCA